GUCAUUAUGCUUUUGGUCUCAGAAAUGAUCUCUUUUUCUGGGAGAAAGAAAUGAAGGGGGGAACUGAGCCCUACCAUUAGGGGGACAUGAGAUCUGAAGGGUGUCGGGAAGCUGACGUCAGAGCCACCUGGCUCCUGGCCCAGCGGGGACUGUUUCCCACGUUCUGUGGCUCUCUCCCUGGCCCCUGAUUUCUUGUGGUGUCCAACUUUUCCUUUUGGACUUGCUUAAGGUCAUGGCCAGGUGGCCGGAGAAAAAAUGGAAGAAGCACUGCUGGGCCAAGCUAAGGGAACUGGGGUCCCACUAGGGAAAAGCCGCUUUCCAAAGGAGCUUCUACAAGAACAGACACUGCCCCAUCUGAAGGUCGGCUCCGGGUCCUGCAGCACAGGGGCUGAAGGGGCCCUUGCCUCUCAAGUUGGAGGUCACAGCUUGUUGCCAAGGAUGAGGUCCAGCCGGCUCUCUGGCAUGCCCUUGGCCAUCAGCCCCUUGGGUCUCCUCAUGGCCCUGCUUCUGGGCUGCCUGGCUGAAGAAUCCCCCAGGUUCAUCAAGGAGCCCCGAGAUCAGAUUGGGGUAUCAGGUGGUGUGGCUUCCUUCGUUUGCCAAGCCACUGGAGAUCCCAAGCCACGGGUGACUUGGAACAAGAAAGGCAAGAAGGUGAACUCCCAGCGGUUUGAGACUAUCGAGUUUGAUGAGAGUGCCGGUGCGGUGCUUCGGAUCCAGCCCCUGAGAACACCCCGGGAUGAGAAUGUGUAUGAAUGUGUGGCGCAGAAUCCCAUCGGGGAGAUCACCGUGCAUGCGAAACUCACUGUCCUCCGAGAGGACCAGCUGCCCCCUGGCUUUCCCAACAUUGACAUGGGCCCCCAGCUGAAGGUGGUGGAGCGCACAAAAACUGCCACCAUGCUCUGUGCGGCCAGUGGAAACCCAGACCCCGAGAUCACCUGGUUCAAAGACUUCCUCCCGGUGGACCCAAGCACCAGCAAUGGCAGAAUCAAGCAGCUGAGAUCAGAGACCUUUGAAAGUACUCCGAUCCGAGGUGCCCUGCAGAUCGAGAGCAGCGAGGAGACGGACCAAGGAAAAUACGAGUGCGUGGCCAACAACAGCGCGGGAGUGCGCUACUCGCCCCCCGCUAACCUUUACGUGAGAGAGCUACGAGAAGGUUGGUGUGUUUUUUUCUUUUUUACGUUCUCUACCCACAUUUUUACAUUCUUAAGACAAACAAACAAACCAAAAAAGUCAAUCAAUCAAUCAAUCAAUCGAGUUGUGCAGAAAGCCAGUGUUCCUGCCCCCAGCCUGGCCCCCCCAUGGAUCACGGUGAAGUCCCUCCCCAAGGCCCCCGGAACCCCAGUAGUGACCGAGAACACGGCCACCAGCAUCACCAUCACCUGGGACUCGGGCAACCCCGACCCCGUGUCCUAUUAUGUCAUUGAGUACAAGUCCAAGAGCCAGGACGGCCCUUACCAGAUCAAGGAGGACAUCACCACAACCCGCUACAGCAUUGGGGGCCUCAGCCCCAACUCGGAGUAUGAGAUCUGGGUGUCGGCCGUCAACACCAUUGGGCAGGGCCCCCCCAGCGAGUCGGUGGUGACCCGCACCGGGGAACAGGCCCCCGCCAGCGCGCCGCGCAACGUGCAGGGCCGCAUGCUCAGUGCCACCACCAUGAUCAUCCAGUGGGAGGAGCCCGUGGAGCCCAACGGCCUGAUCCGUGGCUACCGGGUCUACUACACCAUGGAGCCCGACCACCCCGUGGGGAACUGGCAGAAGCACAAUGUGGACGACAGCCUCCUGACCACUGUGGGAAGUCUGCUGGAGGACGAGACCUACACCGUCCGAGUCCUGGCCUUCACCUCCGUGGGGGACGGACCCCUCUCGGACCCCAUCCAGGUCAAAACGCAGCAAGGAGUGCCCGGACAGCCCAUGAACUUCCGGGCAGAAGCUAAGUCUGAGACCAGCAUCAGCCUGACCUGGAGCGCCCCCCGGCAAGAGAGUAUAGUGAUGUAUGAGCUGCUCUACCGGGAAGGAGACCAUGGCAAAGAGGUAGGGAAAAACUUUGGCCCCACAACCUGGUUCGUGGUGGAGGACCUGAAGCCCAACACAGAGUACACCUUCCGCCUGGCAGCCCGCUCCGCACAAGGCCUGGGGGCCUUCACCUCGGAGGUCAGGCAGCGCACUCUCCAGUCUAAACCGUCCGCCCCCCCUCAAGACGUAAAAUGCGUCAGCACCAGAUCCACGGCCAUUCUGGUAAGUUGGCGCCCGCCGCCCGCCGAGAGCCAAAACGGUGACCUAGCGGGCUACAGCGUGCGCUACCGAGCCCUGGACUCUGAGGACCCGCACCCCCGGGAGGUGAAGCAGAUCCCCCCCAGCACCACACAGAUCCUCCUGGAGUCCCUGGAGAAGUGGACUGAGUACCGCAUCACCGCGGUGGCCCACACGGCUGUGGGACCAGGGCCCGAGAGCUCGCCCAUCAUCAUCCGCACCGAUGAAGACGUGCCCAGUGCGCCCCCUCGGAAGGUGGAGGUGGAGGUGCUGAACUCCACAGCCAUCAAAGUGCUGUGGCGCUCGCCUGUGCCCAGCCGGCAGCACGGACAGAUCCGAGGCUACCAGGUCCACUACGUCCGCAUGGAGAAUGGCGAGGCCAAGGGACUGCCCCAGAUCAAAGACGUCAUGCUGGCCGAUGCCCAGUGGGAAACAGAUGAUACCGCAGAAUACGAGAUGGUCAUCGACAAGCUGCAGCCUGAGACCUCAUACUCUGUCACAGUGGCAGCGUAUACUAUGAAAGGGGAUGGUGCACGCAGCAAACCCAAGCUGGUGGUGACCAAGGGGACAGUCCUGGGCAAGCCCAGCCUCUCCAUACACCGGAGCCUGGACAACAGCUUGCAGGUGCGCUGGGAGCCAGCCCCGGGGUCCGAGGGCCAGGUCCUGGGCUACCGGCUGCAGUUUGGCCGGAAGGACGUGUCCCCCUUAGCCACCCUGGAGUUCCCGGCCUCAGAGGACCAAUACACAGCCACCAGCAUCCACAAGGGGGCCACGUACGUGUUCAGACUGGCUGCCAAGAGCCGGGCGGGCUUCGGGGAGGAGACGGCCCAGGAGCUCAGCAUCCCCGAGGACGUGCCGCAGGGCUACCCGCACAUCCUGGAGGCCGGCAAUGUGUCGGCCGCCUCAGUGCAGUUCCGCUGGCUGCCCCCCGUGCCGGCCGAGAGGAACGGGGCCAUCGUCAAGUACACCGUGGCCUUCCGAGAGGCCGGCUCGGCGGGGCCGCCCGUGGAGACGGAGCUUCCCGCGUCCCCGGAGAACUCGUUCACCCUGCAUGGCCUCAAGCCCAACACAGCCUAUGAUGUUAAAAUCCGGGCCCACACGAGCCAGGGCCCCGGGCCCUACAGCCCCACUGUCCGCUAUCGGACGUUCCUCCCAGACCAAGUCUCCCCCAAGAACUUCAAGGUGAAGAUGGUGAUGAAGACCUCGGUCUUGCUGAGCUGGGAGUUCCCCGAGAACUAUAAUUCCCACACCCCCUACAAGAUCCAGUACAACGGGCUCAACAUCGACGUGGAUGGCCGCACCACCAAGAAGCUCAUCACCAACCUCAAGCCAAGCACCUUCUACAACUUUGUGCUGACCAACCGCGGGAACAGCAUGGGCGGCCUGCAGCAGACCGUCACUGCCUGGACGGCCUUCAACAUGCUGAGCUCCAAACCUGCCAUCGCCCACAAGCCGGAGGCCGACGGCCGGGUGCUGGUGCAGCUCCCCGACGGCCAGAGCCCCGUGCCCGUCCAGAGCUACUUCAUUGUGGUGGUGCCCUUACGGAAGACUCGGGGGGGCCAGUUCCUGAAUCCCCCAGCAAGCCCUGAGGACAUGGACCUCGAAGAGCUGAUCCAGGACAUCUCACGGUUGCACCGGAGGAGCCUACGCCAUUCCCGCCAGCUGGACUCCCCCAAGCCCUACAUCGCUGCCCGCUUCUACUCCCUGCCCUCCCGCUUCGAACUGGGGGACCAGAGACAUUACAGCGGUUUUGACAACAAAGGCCUCGAAGCCGGCCAGAGAUACGUCUUCUUCGUCCUGGCGGUGCUGCAGAAGACAGAGCCCACCUUCGCGGCCAGCCCUUUCUCCGACCCCAUCCAGCUGGACAAUCCUGACCCGCAGCCCAUCAUCGAUGGGGAGGAGGGCCUCAUCUGGGUCAUCGGGCCCGUUCUGGCCGUAGUCUUCAUCAUCUGCAUCGUCAUCGCCAUCCUGCUCUAUAAGAACAAACCCGAUAGACAAGGGGAGCGCUCCGGGGGGAACAGCCGGGAGGGGGGUGGAUGUGGUCUGCUGCCCCCUGCCGACUGGCCCUCCCAUCCCAAGGACCCGGUGGAGAUGAGACGCAUCAACUUCCAGACACCAGGUAUGCUCAGCCACCCGCCAAUCCCUAUCACCGAGAUGGCUGAGCACACUGAGCACCUCAAAGCAAACGACAACCUGAAGUUAUCUCAGGAGUAUGAGUCUAUUGACCCUGGACAGCAGUUCACAUGGGAACAUUCUAACUUGGAGGUGAAUAAACCGAAGAAUCGUUACGCCAAUGUCAUAGCCUACGACCACUCGCGGGUCAUCCUUCUUCCCAUGGAAGGCAUCGUGGGCAGCGAUUACAUCAACGCCAACUACAUAGACGGCUACCGAAAGCAAAAUGCGUACAUCGCCACGCAGGGGCCGCUGCCCGAGACCUUCGGCGACUUCUGGCGCAUGGUGUGGGAGCAGCGCUCAGCCACCGUCGUCAUGAUGACCAAGCUGGAGGAGAAGUCACGGAUCAAAUGUGACCAGUACUGGCCUGGCCGGGGCACCGAGACCUACGGGGUGAUCCAGGUCACGCUGCUGGACACAAUCGAGCUGGCCACGUUCUGCGUCCGGACCUUCUCCCUGCACAAGAACGGCUCCAGCGAGAAGCGGGAAGUGCGCCAGUUCCAGUUCACAGCGUGGCCGGAUCACGGCGUCCCUGAGUACCCGACGCCCUUCCUGGCUUUCUUGAGAAGGGUGAAGACCUGCAACCCUCCAGAUGCGGGCCCCAUUGUGGUGCACUGCAGCGCGGGCGUGGGCCGGACGGGCUGCUUCAUCGUGAUAGACGCCAUGCUGGAGCGCAUCAAGCCCGAGAAGACUGUGGACAUCUAUGGGCACGUGACCCUCAUGCGCUCACAGCGAAACUACAUGGUCCAGACCGAGGACCAGUACAGCUUCAUCCACGAUGCCCUUCUGGAGGCCGUUGCCUGUGGCAACACUGAGGUGCCCGCCCGCAACCUCUACUCUUACAUCCAGAAGCUGGCCCAGGUGGAGACGGGCGAGCACGUCACGGGCAUGGAGCUGGAGUUCAAGAGGCUCGCCAACUCCAAAGCCCACACCUCGCGCUUCAUCAACCUUCCCUGCAACAAGUUCAAGAACCGCCUGGUGAACAUCAUGCCCUAUGAGAGCACGCGCGUCUGCCUGCAGCCCAUCCGCGGCGUGGAGGGCUCCGAUUAUAUCAAUGCCAGCUUCAUUGACGGCUACCGGCAGCAGAAGGCCUACAUCGCCACGCAGGGGCCGCUGGCCGAGACCACCGAGGACUUCUGGCGAAUGCUGUGGGAGAACAACUCCACCAUUGUGGUGAUGCUAACCAAGCUGCGCGAGAUGGGCCGGGAGAAGUGUCACCAGUACUGGCCGGCAGAACGGUCGGCUCGCUACCAGUACUUUGUGGUGGACCCCAUGGCCGAGUACAACAUGCCCCAGUACAUCCUGCGCGAGUUCAAGGUCACUGACGCCCGGGACGGCCAGUCCCGGACGGUCCGCCAGUUCCAGUUCACAGACUGGCCAGAACAAGGCGUGCCAAAGUCGGGCGAGGGCUUCAUCGACUUCAUUGGCCAAGUGCACAAAACCAAGGAGCAGUUUGGCCAGGACGGGCCCAUCUCUGUCCACUGCAGCGCUGGCGUGGGCAGGACUGGGGUCUUCAUCACGCUCAGCAUCGUGCUGGAGAGGAUGCGCUACGAGGGAGUGGUGGACAUUUUCCAGACCGUGAAGAUGCUGCGGACACAGCGGCCGGCCAUGGUGCAGACAGAGGACGAGUACCAGUUCUGCUACCAGGCCGCUCUGGAGUACCUUGGAAGCUUCGACCACUAUGCAACAUAAAAAGCCAUCCCUCCCCCCUGCCGGCUCCACAGACCCCGGACGUCACAGACGCUCCUCCUUCCUCCCAGUGGAAGGGGCCUCGGACCCAUCACCACAAACCGAACCCAACAAGUACCUUUUCAUUUGGAGGCCGCAGCAGGGAGCGUGGGGGAGGGGUGGGCCGGGGCUGCCCUGUGGGACCUCACUUUGGGCCGCCACGGCAUGAACUCGAGGAACAUGAGCCAGGGCUGGUCUGCGCAGGGGGUUCGAUACCUCAAGUUGGCUCUGGCCCCCAGGUCACCUUGCCCCUCCCCAGCCCCCCACUCUGGGGAAGGGCAUAGUUGCUUGGGUCCCAUCCUUAAGAGUUUGGUUUCUUUGUUAAUCCAGUUGGCCAUUUUUAGGGGAAGCCACCCCCCCACACCUCCCACUCCCCACCAUCCACACACACAGAGCCCCCAGCCGCAGCCCUGAGCCAAUGACCGCAGUGAGGAGACACCUCCAGUGCCCGGUGCUGGGGGAGGGACAGAGAGUCACCGGAUGGUCUCUGCCCAGAAUGGGGAAGGAAGGCUGCCCAAGGGUCCCCCCAACCAGGACCCAGUUGGGGGGCCAAGGGCUCCUUGGGGUGCUGGGGCCAGAUCACCUUUUGAAUACUUGGAACAUUCCUUAUUUCUUUUUUGAUUCCAAAAAAUGUUACUUCUGCAAAGAUGGAGAAAAAGACAAAGGGGGAUGGCGCAGCUGAGCAACUGACUUUCUUGCCUGUUGGAUUUUGGGGAGGGGGAUGGGGGGCCAGGCUCGUUGGGCCCACCCCUCCCCAUAUCUGGCAAACCCUCUCCUCCCCGCCCCCACCGCGGGCUCAGGGGAGAGCUGGCCACAGACUCACGGCUUCAGACUGGAAGGAACCUUGGGACCCAGCCUUUGCAGGCGAGGAAACGGAGGGUGGGCCGCCCUGUCUUAGCCAGGUUCGGGUCUGAGCCCCGAAGUCUGCGCAGGCCCCCCCACGCCGCUCUGCUCCCCCUGGGGCCGCCAGGAGGCCUCAGAAUGCCGGCCCUCGGCCUCCGGCCCACCGGAAAGAGCGGAGCCUCAGCCCUGCGCUGUGAGCGGCUUUCUUCAAAGUAUCGAUGUAACUGUAACCAGUGACAUUACCGUUUUUUUUUAAAUAGUGUAUUUUUUCCUUUUU
Sarcophilus harrisii (Tasmanian devil) is the source of this 7270-nucleotide messenger RNA. It is a transcript of the gene PTPRS, whose product is annotated as protein tyrosine phosphatase receptor type S. Gene Ontology annotation, molecular function: protein binding; protein tyrosine phosphatase activity. The record is from RefSeq and is a predicted model, not a curated record. Gene Ontology annotation, biological process: protein dephosphorylation. NCBI's taxonomy places the organism in Eukaryota, Metazoa, Chordata, Mammalia, Dasyuromorphia, Dasyuridae.